Folsomia candida is the source of this 4031-nucleotide messenger RNA. RefSeq lists its product as uncharacterized. Gene Ontology annotation, cellular component: membrane. The record is from RefSeq and is a predicted model, not a curated record. NCBI's taxonomy places the organism in Eukaryota, Metazoa, Arthropoda, Collembola, Entomobryomorpha, Isotomidae. The transcript is spliced from 10 exons. The coding region runs from base 2453 to 4006 and encodes 517 amino acids.
ACUCAAUUCCAGAGAGAUGAGAUGAUACUGCUCCUCUCUUAACACUCGUCCUAUUCCCAUCUCAGCCUCUUCGCUGCUUAUAUAUCCACCCGUUUGUACGGUGGCUCUCUAGUUUGGGCAAGGAUUUAAAUCUCAUCUAAAAGGAUUUUCUUAAACUUUACGCCCAGCCGGCAAAGAAGUAUACACGAGCACCCGUUGUUUGAAGUAGGAGCAUUUUCACUGCAGUCAAUUCCAGCCUGUCUGCGAGUAAAUAUAUGAAAUGAAUAUGAUCUUUUAUGGUGUUUAUGCUAAGGAGGAAGAAGUUGCGACUGAAAUAAGUGGCUCGAUGUGGUCCUGUCUUUUACAUACACGUUCGCAUAAUAAAUAUAUAUCAUGUUGGGUGGCUGAUAUAAUAAUAUGAUAAUAAUAUUCGUUCCGUCUUCGAUAUUCGGAUUGGAAGGUGUUGUGCGGUCGGAUGUAGGUAUUAGACGCAGCACGCGAUAUGCAUAAGCAGAAGAAAUUGUUCUGGGAGAGUAUGGAAAUGGAAGUGGAACAAGGUGCGGAGGUGAGUUAGUGGAAUUACGACCGUUUUUCCUACUUAUCACACCGAUGAGAGUAGCAGACGAUGAAUUGCUUCAUCUCAUCUCACCCGGGGGCAUUUCCUCUUCCUAAGUCACUACUGCAUCCAGGAGAGACUUCUUCCUAGGAUGUAGGACAUGCAUACAUACGCAGAGACGAAAGUGAAGUUUAUAACCUUUUCUUGCACAACGCAGCAAAAUCCAAUCUUGGACUUUUAAUGUACAUUUUAGGUAUGUAGCGAGUUGAUUAGUGAAGGGUUUUCUGGUCAUAAAAUCUGAAGUAAUUCUUCCCACAAUGAAAAUGAAUCAAACGCUGCUAAAGUAGUGCAACAUAUUAGUUAACAUGUUCCUAAACAAGAUACGUCCCUAUAAUAUAAUAAUGACUCGAAAAAGUUUUCCAUCAAACCAUUACGUUGCUUGUGGUUGUUUCCUAGAAAGAUUUUUCCGGAAGGAACAACUUUGAUGUUUCCUUUUAGCAGCAAAAAGAAAACUUUUUCUUGUGGGAAAGGGUUACAUUACGUUACAUGCAACUACCAACCCCAGGAUGUAAUAACCCGAAUGUCAUGAUAAUGAUAAAUAGAACAUCCAUUGCACUCACUUCACUUUUCGUCUGAUGAAACACUGUGCCGAACUUUUUUCUUCUUCUCAGCGGUGAUAAUGUUCAGAAGCAGAGGAGGCCUCCCUCACAGUUCUUUCGCACUUACGCAAUUUCGAAUGUGGUAAAGUAAUAAUAACGCAGUUUGACUAUGUUGGAUCAUCUUCUUGGCCUUUUCUCGGUGGCGGUGGUGGUAGUGAACAUCCCGAGGGAUCGAUAAUGUCAUAUCCGCUCAUCCAUUUAAGAUGGUUAAGAACUGUCUAAUCUAAAAUUCAAGUUUCUCUCCCACACUAAAAUGUAUGUACAUGCAGCAGGCUCACCUGUGACUGUGAAUGGCAGGCUGACAACGACAUGUACUAAAAACCUGAGGAAAAUCCUGCAUAUUACUUAAGCCACAUCAUGUUCAGCCUGACGAUGAGUAAUAAUAUAAUGCCAGCGGUAACACCCAACAGCGAUUUUCUCCCUAGAUUUCCAUUUAUAAACCUUUCUCUUCCUCCUCGUUCAUGCUUGACUAAAAGUUGGACGGAUCUUAUCUUUUCCUAAAAUGGAUGGCACACGAGAACCACUUACUUGCAUAUGAAUGGAUUACAUGUGUCCUCAGUUUUUCACUUAUUUUAGUCUGUUUUUCUCUAUUUUAUCUAUUUUCCUUGUCUCGUCCGUCGUAUUGAUUGGUGGGCAGAUUGGGAAUAAUUUUAACAACAUGACGCCAACGCGUGGCUUGGUUGAUCUGAUCCAUCUGGCAGGUUGACAUAGUCAUAGGCAUAGGAGAUUUGUGGAUGUGGCAGUUGUUGGUUUUGCUACUAGGCUCUUUAUAUCUUUUAGUGAGAUGCUCAACUUUUCUAAUUGACCAAAUGUGCUAUGUGUUUAUUUAUUAUGCGUUUCAGAUGACUGAUGCAUGAGACACGUAAAAUCGAAUCUAUUUAAAUUUUGUGUUUUAGAUGCAAAAUUUUGAAUUUUGAGAAGGAAAAGUUUACCUUUCUUAUAUUUAUAACUUGAUGCUUAUCCAUUUCGAUAGACGAUGCAUCUGAACUGAAGGAAACAUGUGCCAAAUGAAAAUUAGGCAUUCUUUUCCAUAGUUAAUUACGAGUAAUUUUUUUUUGACUUUUCUGUUUGCAAUUGGAAUUUUAGCCGACUUGCCUUCCUUGGAAUACGGAACGAUACAAAUACGGAUUCUAUUGAGACGGAAAUUCCAAUUUGAGUGAAAUGUUAAAGAAUGUUUGUGUUAUUCUUGUUCAGAGAUCACUUGAGACUUGACAGUUUGUGUACUUGAAGAGAUUUCCCAUAAUAUUCAGUAGAGAGGAUGGAUGAUGACAUGAUAGAAGAUUUGGCUGCUGCUGACGCUAAGAGCAUUGACAUUAAUAGAUUAGUCUACACACCGAAACCUCUAAAAAGUGAAAAGUUGGUCGAUAGAACGUCUGGAUGGGUUGAUUAUUGGCUGGUGCUUGUCAACUUUUGCAGUCUGAUAUUGGCCAUGUACCACCUUCUCAUCGGGAUGACUAUAUUAAGCUUUAGUUCAAGCAUUCAAUCAAUUCUCGACGAAUCUGGUAGCGAUCAAGUUGCAGUCCUGCACACCGUAAAGGACUCGUCCCCCUCCACAAUUUCUCUGGUUUUAAUUGGGAGUGCAUUCUUUCAAAUUAUUAACGCCGUGGGUGGAGUAUACGGUUGUCUUCAAGGAGUUAAAGAUAUGCUGAUUAUACACUUAGUUUGCGCCUUUCUGCUACUGUUUGGAGAAAUAGUAUUUUCAGCCUUAACAUGUAAAUCGGCAUAUUGCAGUCUUGAUGACAUUCGAAAGUUACAGGACCAGAUAUUAGAGUUUAUCCGAAUACAUGGCACUGAAGCUCCUCAGGGUGCGGAAAAAUUACUCGCUUAUGAAACCGCAAUUUAUCAACUGGACAGUAUCCAGAUUGGGCUAUCUUGUUGCGGAGCUAUUGGUUGGGCAGAUUACAUCAAUCCGGUCAUUUUGCAGGAUGGAAAUAAAUCAGCCCCCAUUCCCAUUCAUGUGGAUUUGGAUGGGGUGGAAACAGUAUUUCCAUCAUCAUGUUGUCGUGCUUGGUGGGUACGAAAUGUGCAUUGUUCAAAAGGAGUCCAUUUGUGGGCGCAUCCUGCAGUGGACGACGUAACAGCUACAAAAUUUCGGCAACGUAUCAACCAAGCUGGUUGCAUGUGGAGAAUUUUUAACGGAUGCAAACGAAUAAGGGGACUAGUCACCAUCGGACUAGUCAUUGUCACCGUCAUAGAUUUUUUUCUGGUCGGGAUCAAGAUAUACUGCGCUUACUCAAUUGUCAAAAAUAUAUAUGACAUAAUUAGAAAGAAAAAGGAAAUUAUUGCGAGUGAUAUUGGAGCCGAUGUUGACGAGGAGCUCGAAGAAGGGGUGGACAGGCGACCUUUACCCACUGAGGAUGAAAUUGAGUUAAUCAAGGCUAGAAGUGACUUCAAUAAAUUCGAGGCACGUGUGAAACGAACCCAAAUUGGUAGAUGGAUGAAACAAGCGAGAAAAUCUGUCUACUUGACAUUUUCUAAAACACAAGCAGCAAGUGUUCCAAGAAGACUUUCUAUCGUGGAUAUGAGAAGGAAAUCUCUCACUGGAUAUAUUGGUAAAACACAUAGUGAUAAUUCAAAGAUGGGUGAAGACCCCGACGAAGAGCAAUUUCUCGACGCUGAGGCCGUCUUAAAAUUGGAAAUUCAGAAACAAAUGAGAAAACAGGAUGAGCGUCGUCUGAGAGAAAUGAAAACUCCGGAUUUAUCACAUCUCAAGUUGACGAAAGCACAACUAGAGAAGAGAGAAAAGGAGAAACGGAAAUCAAAACAUUGGAUGAUGAAAGCUAAUGAAAUGUCCUCAUCAACUAAUAAGUAACCAAUCACGUUAAUCUUUCAUAAAU